UGUCCUUCACUCUCAGGCUGCUUUCAAGGUCCUAGAAGAAAGUGAGACGUAAUGGAAUUGUACCCAGCCCAGUGGUGCUUACUGGCAGCAGGUUUCAUUUGCAUAUGGCAACCCAUUAAACCAGGGUUGGACAGUGAGUAAGCAAGGAAGGCUUACAGCAAUGGUGUCAGGAAUCAAUAAAAUUAUUUUAAAUUGUUUAUGGCCACUUUGUCAGGGCAAGAUGCCAUCAAUGAGGCCUGCAGCCACCUUGCACUGAGGUCUGAGCCUCCAAAAUCCCACCUGUGCUGGUGAUGGGGUGGUAUUGGGGUGAAUUAGAAACUGCUCUCUGAGGAAUUAAGGACACUUAUGGCUGAUGGGAAAGGUGUGGUCCCAGGGCUGUGCCUACAAACUGAGUCAAUGCUCCUCCUGUUUGCUGGUGGGAAGAGCCAUCUCUUGGUGCUCCUUGGUUUUUGCUGCACUUUGCUCCUGUGUGAGUACAGAUUGGUUUCAGGGCAUCCCAGCACCGCUGUGUCCGUGUGUGUUGCAUGGGGUUGGAUGCUGCUGAUGGUGCUAUUUUUGCAGCAGGGUGGGAGCUGUGAAAAAAUGGGAGUGACGCCUCCGCUGUUUGCGUCUCCUCCAGUUCUUAUCUCUGUUUCACAGUCAAGAUGUUUCAAAACCUUUAAAUACACCUCGAAACGCAGAGCGGGGACAAAUCCCCAUUACAGGGAGCAGCAUCCUGCCAUGCAAUGCACUCCCAAACCCAGUGCAAGGGGGCUGAAAAUCCUCCUAGAGGUUGGCAUGGCCAUGAGAAGGGGAUGCGCACAUGGAUGCUCAGUAAGUAAACAACUGCUCCCAGCAAAGUGUUGGGCCUGCAGAGCCAUAAGGACACAUUGGAUGCUGUGAUACCAGGAGUGUUCCCAGCCCACGGUGGGUGCAGGUGUAGAGUGUUUUCUAGCAGUGCCAAAAAGCAGCUUUUGGGCUCUGCCUCACUGGCCGGGCGCCUGAGCAUGAAGCAAUUUGGCUGCUGCACGGCCCUGUUUAAACUCCCUGUAAUUAUUCCCUGGGAGCACAUUCCCACGUGGAGAAGCUGCAGAGGCCCUCGCAGAGGCAUCCUCUGACUCAGCAGAAAUAGCUGGGAAGUGUUUGCUCGGGGAUGGGAGCUGCAAUGUGCAAAGUACAAGGGAGGGAGCCAGGUGGGACACAGUGCUGCGUGGUGACGUUGGCACAGAUUAGUUGAGAGGCUGCUGGAUGCAACCCAACAGCCCAGCAAAGGGCUAAUGCAAAAUGAAAAGCAAAGCAAAAUCCCCACCUCUGCUGGUGCAAAGGUGGUUGUGCUCUGGAGGCUGGGAAGGGCACUGAGCAUAAAGGUUUGGGGUUAUAGUAGGAUGUUGCUCUGACAGCUCACACCAAGGAACAUGCAAUAAGCCCUUGAGGUAUUUGGGGAAUGGGAUGUUAUGCCACAUGUGUAAGGUGAUCUGUAACAUCUUUUGGCCCUUUGUUAGGACUGUCCUCCCUUCAAGCCCCUGCCACACACCGUGGCAAUGCUGUAAUGCAGCUGUGGCUGUGCAGAUGUGUCCUCAUCCCCAUUGUGCUCACGUUGGUCCUUCCCUGCAGCACACAGAGCCAAACAUCUCCAAAGAACGGAGAGCAGGCGAGGUGGGGAGGCAGCAGAGCUAAAAUGAUUAAUGGGACACCACGCUCAGAGCAGCUUGGUUGGUGAUAUUAAUAAUGAGAGAAUUCAGGAGGGAACGUGCCCCAUGCCCAGCUGUGCAGCCGGCAGCAGCAGGAGCUGUGAAGCUCUAUUUGCAAUGCAGGAGUGAUUGAGUGUGCUUUGCAACAUGCAGUGUGCAUGGAGGGAGAGCUUCCACUUUGCAAGGCUCGUUCUGAACCCGUGUGAACUGCAAGAAGAAAAAAGCAUAGGGUCAUAAAUACCCCAUAACGCUGUCACCAGGAAGCACAUCAAUAUCUGUUAGAUGUGGCUUAAGCUUGAGGAUUGUAAACUGGGCAGGGAAAGAGUGUUUAGCUUAUAGGGGGAGAAGGCAUGGAAAAGGGAAUAUUUAGUAGGAAUUAAUUUGCUCAUAGGGUAAAAAUCAGACAGGCUUUACACCCCCCUGGCUGGAGAGAAGCAAAUGAAGGGAGUAAAGCUUCCCAACAGCGGGAUCAAGGCUUUGGCCAGAGUGACUUGGGGUGUCCCCACAGUGUUAUGGGAUGGCUGAGUCUCAUAGGGAGCCCCUGCCCUGCUGGGAGCGGUACGGUGUGAGCUGACCCGGCUCAGAAUGAGGCUUUCGAAAGGGACUGAUGGAAAACUUCACUAAAUCUGUGUGGAAAAGGCAAUAUCUCCAAAUAAGGUGUGGAUGGAUGCUGAGCGCUUUCGGAGCGCAUCGCCCUGAGCGGCUCUUAUGCGGGUGUGCGGGGACCUCUGGCGGCAGCGCCUGUCCCUCUCCGUGCCCAAGCCUGAUAUGGGGCAUGGAGGGAGAUUUGGGCUCCGAUCCGGUGUCUGGGGCUUGUUUGUAACCGGACUUGGGAGUUUCUGUUAUUCGAAGUAUCUCUGGUUAAUGGCAUCGCUAUAGAAGGAGGGAAGAAGGCAUUUUCAAAGCUGAAAAUAAGGGGUUUUGAGGAAAUCUCGUGGUAACACUUUGGAAAAUAAAGGAAAAUCUGGGCUAAGAGUAGCUGAAAGAUUGAAUGUGUGUGGCUGCUGGUGGUGCUCCAGCAGUGGGAUCAGAGCCCCAGAACCAGAGGUGCCCUUAUCAAAGCUUAAAUUCCUCCCACGAGGAAAUGGCCGUGAGAGCCCUCCAGUGCCCGGAGACACGUUCACUAUUCCUGAACGGGGCCAAAGUGUUUCAUAACCCAGAGAACAAAGCAGCACGUGGGGCAACGUCACAGCCAGGACAAGCAGUGCCAGACCCACAGCGUUUCAGGGGCUGGGGCACUGUAGGGUCAGAGCUUCCUCAUGGAAAGGGACAUUUCUGAGGCUAAAACACUGUCAGUAAAUGACUUUCCUACUUGGUACCCUGGGCAGCCCAGCAGGUGUACAGCCCUGGCUGGGUGCAGCCAAUGCACCCAUCCCUUUGCAUCCCCUUACGCUAAGCAGAAUGAGCUCUGUGCUUGGCUUUCCCACAGCUGAUUAUCCUGUGUGAUCCCUCUGGUCCUAAUGCACAAGGUUAUUUAUAACCACCCCAGCACUGGAUCUGUGGAUUACUCCAAGCAGUGUCUCUCUCUUUACUUAACUGUGAUAAAAUUCUUUCAUCUUUCUGGCUUUUAAGCGUAUUUCUGAAGCAUGAGAUGCCUUCCUAUCAGCAGGGACUAUCUCACCCCUUUCCUUUGGCACUGAUUUGUUCCCUCUGCAACAUCUCUCCCAUCAGCCCAUCUCCUGUUGCUGUUUCAGCACCCAUUGCUCCAGACAGGGCAGUGAUGGUGAGCUCAGGCUCCACGCUUUCAUACGAGAGCAAAGAGAACAGAAGAUUUCCUCCCAGAUUAAUACCUCAAAGGAGAGGCAGCCCCUGACAUUUCCUGGUGUGUAUGCAGUGACUCAUCUGAAUAAAGUCUGCGUGGCAUCCUCGCCCCUGGCGGAGACGUCAAAAAGCAACGAGAGCCAUCAAACCAUGAGCAGCAGGAAAAGCAGCAUCGUAAUGGGAUGGAGCUGAGGAAAGUGUGGGUAUGUGACCCUGGAUUCCCACAGAGAGCAGAUCUGGGGUGUAUCGACAACAGGGAGCUGCUGGUGGGAUGGGAUGUGGGACAAAGGGAUGGAGGGCAGCAGUGCGGUGGGUGCAGCAUUUAUAUAUAUGUACACAUAUACAAUUAUCUUUGGCAGAGCUGCUGUUUUUUGGUCAAUAAACCCACAGUGAGAUCUGGUGUUUGCAUAGGGUCUGUGCCCACGGUGAGGGAUGGGACAGUGGGGUAAGGAAUACUUUGGGAUGAAGCAUCACUGCAUGGAGGGUAGGAGGGUAUUGAGCCUCCUGGUGCCACCGGGGUGCAGGAGGAACCUCGGGGGGAUGAGGAAGGUGUCCCUAUUUCCCAGUCUCUCCAUCUCCAUUUCAUCCCAUCUCCAGGCAUCCUCAGCUCCCACUGCACCCACCUCCCAGUGUCCUUGUUUCCAGGUUUCUCUGGCUCCUGGUGUCCCCCCACUCCAGAUAUCCCCAUCUCCAGCCAUACUCAUCACCCGGUGUCCCUAUCCCGGCGUCCCCAUCUCCAGAUGACCCCAACUCCCGGUGUCCCCACAUCUCAGUGCCCCCAGCUCUGAUGCUGGGACCCCCAGCCCCUCUCUCCACUUGCAUUUCCCCCUCCUCACUUCCGAACCGGGACACUGUGAUACCCAGUAACGGGGCGAGGCGAUGCCCUGGGCGGCGCCGGUACCCGGGGCGGGGGCUACGGGGCGAGGCGGAGCCGUCUGGCAGCGUAUUCGGUGCCCCCCAUGGGAGGCAGCGGAUGCCCAUGGCUGUGGGGUCGGACUUGCUGCUGGUCGCCGGUUCUUUCGCCGCUUUCCGCUUGUUGAACCACGGGGUGGAGCGGCUGAUGCCCCCGCCGCCUUCGGCCCGGAGGAACCGCUGGAAGUGGCGGAACAUCUGGACGUCGCUGGCGCACAGUGUGUUGAGCGGCGGCGGGGCGCUGAUGGGGUUCUACCUCUACCCUGAGAUGCAUGAGGAUUUGGUGGGCACGCACCCACCGGGGGCACACAGCCUGGUGGCCAUAUCUGUAGGUUAUUUCCUGGAAGACUUUAUGGAUAUGCUAUGCAAUCAGAAACUCCGCCAGUCCUGGGAGCUGCUCUUCCAUCACUCUGUGGUGAUUGUAUGCUUUGGCAUUGCAGUGCUGCUCCAUCAGUACGUGGGCUUUGCCCUCGUGGCCUUACUGGUGGAGAUUAACUCCAUCUUCCUCCACCUACGCCAAAUCCUUCUCAUGGCCGACCUGGUGCGCACCACCUGCUACCGCCUCAACAGCAUCAUCAACCUGGGCACUUAUGUGGUGUUCCGCAUUGCCACGCUGGCCUGGAUGACACGCUGGCUGUUCCUCAACAGGCAGCAAGUGCCCCUGGCCACAUACACCGUGGGCACAGUUGGUAUGGCAAUCAUGACCCCCAUGAACAUCAUCCUCUUCUACCGCCUGCUGCGUAGUGAUUUCUUCAAGUCCAGCCGGGAUACACGCAAAGAGAAGGAAAAAUAACACUGAGCAGCUAUGAGCUCGUGGAGGAGGACUGGAAAGAGCUGUGGGAAGUGAGGAUGGCUAUUUCAGUGUUGCUUGGACUUGUGGCUGUGGAUCCUGGGCAGAGGAGGUGCUAGUGGAUCAGACACUGGGGGCUCUGCUCUCCAGCACCUAUGGAUGAUGUGGUUGAACAACCAGGAGCUGCUCAGAGAAGCCCUGAAGGCUCUGGCAGCCCUGAGAAGGGAGCAGGGAGAAUUGUUUCCCCUUUGCUUUUCUGGACGUGCAAACACUACUGUGUGUUUCUAACCUCUUAGGUGCUGCACCCUGCAGGGUCCUAUUGCCUAAGGGACUCUGUUCUACCUCUGGCACUUCCCAUGGGACAGCACCAGGCAUCUCCAAGGCUUUGCCCUUCAGUCCAGGGCUGGUUAAAGCCAAAUCCUGCACCUAUAAUUCCUCACAGAGGAGACUGUGCCAGGUGAGAGAUGAAGGUUUGGACCUGUCCUUAUCAGAUGCUGCUGGCACUGGACUAGGGACAGUGGGAGCUUCAGUGCCAUCCUUGGGGACAGGCUGCUAACUUCAGACAACUGGAACUUUUCUAGUGUUAUUUUGUUCCCAGAUCUAUUAACUCCCUAUAAGUGAGUGUGGGAGCACGUGAGCUGCAGGUCAGGAUGAUGGUGUGUGAUAGUUGCUUCCUGUGAAUGGGAUGUUUCACAUGGGUUAGAUAUGGGCAUCUAUGAGGAACCAGAAGUCUUGGUGUAACGCUCUCAAGCAGCAGCAGCAGCUCUUACUAACACAGGCUUUCAAUAAACAGCAAACAAAUCAGCUCAA
Messenger RNA from Coturnix japonica (Japanese quail), 5943 nucleotides. NCBI's taxonomy places the organism in Eukaryota, Metazoa, Chordata, Aves, Galliformes, Phasianidae. The record is from RefSeq and is a predicted model, not a curated record.